Molecule: messenger RNA, 1519 nt
Organism: Xenopus tropicalis (tropical clawed frog)
Lineage: Eukaryota; Metazoa; Chordata; Amphibia; Anura; Pipidae
Product: pyrimidine-specific ribonucleoside hydrolase rihA
Molecular function (GO): hydrolase activity, hydrolyzing N-glycosyl compounds
Source: RefSeq, marked validated
CCUCUGAUAAUGCCAGAGAAGCCUACGGGAGAGGAACACAAGUGGACUGAGCAGAUCAGAAACAGAUAUAGCCGGACAAGUCAUGUCAUGCGAGAAGAAGCUGCUUCUUAUUGAUGUGGACUGUGGUACAGAUGAUGCCCAGGCUAUCAUGAUGGCAGUCGCUGCUCCCCAUGUAGAAAUUUUAGGGAUCACAUGUGUGGGAGGCAACACUGCAGUGGACAAUGUCUGCAAAAACGUCCUUCGUGUCCUUCGAGUGUGCAACCGUUCUGAUAUCCCUGUUUUUAGAGGAGCAUUCAAACCAGUCCUUGGAGAAGCAAUCCAUGCUUCCUAUUUUCAUGGUGUAGAUGGUCUAGGGGAUGUCCCUGAUCAAGAUGCUCCAGAUAUGGAACAGAUACAGAAAGAACAUGCGGUAGAUGCUCUUAACAGAAUUGUAUCAGAACACCCUGGCCAGAUCUCCUUGGUGGCUACAGGUCCACUUACCAACUUGGCUUUGGCUGUAAGGAUGGAUCCAACCUUCCCUCAGAAACUUAAAAGCUUGUACAUAAUGGGAGGGAAUAUGGAGUCCAGAGGAAAUACUACAGCUUGUGGAGAAUUCAACUUCUUAGCGGAUCCUGAAGGUGCCUACAUUGUUCUAAAUGAGUUCACAUGUUUAACGUACAUUGCUACCUGGGAACAUGCAUGUCGUCACAAACUCUCAUGGGAAUGGUAUGAGCAGUGGGUUAAUAGAAGCACAAAGAAAGCAGAUUUUAUAAAGAAGAUCUAUGCCCACAGUUUGCAAUACUCUAGAUAUAAUGAAAAGGAGGUUAAGGCUGUGGUGGCUGGACCUGGAUUUGUUUCCUGUGACUCCUAUGCUAUGGCGGCUGCCAUUGACGAGACCACAGUUACGGACUUUAUUGAGUGUGCAGUGACAGUUGAGCUCUCUGGAAAAUUUGCUCGUGGAAUGAUGGUGCUGGAUUUAAUUGGUGACCUUAAGAAAAAAAGUAAAGCUCGUGUCAUGACAGGAUGUGAUAUGGAAAAGUUUGUUGUCCUUAUGGAGUCUUCUGUCCAAUAAAAGAACAUUUUUUGUAAUAUAUAAAUAAUAAAAAGUGCAUAAUGCAAUUGAAUAUGAAUGUAUUGUUAAAGGGGAACUCCACUCAAACGUAAGCUUUUUUUUUAGAAAAAAAAGAUAAUUUCAAGCAACUUUGCAAUAUACAUCAGUUAAAAAAUAUGCACCCUUUUCAUGAUUUUUAAUGUGCUGGAUUUCAGCAUAUAAAAAUGGUAUUUAUUCAUACUUUUUGAAGAAACAGAUUACAGUAAUAGGUAUAUUAGGGAUUUCUGUGUUGUGUGGGGCUCUUUAACAAAUUUUGGUUCAGAAGCUGGAGUUUCCCUUUAAACCUGGUACAUAUUCAUCUGUUGUUAUACUUUGCUGUUUUUACAAUUGAAAUUAAAUUCAGUUUAAUACUUCAUUAUAGAACAGAUUUCUCUGGAGAAUAAAUGUAUUUUUAAACAAACAUGAUAGAUAAAAAUGUGUUUGUAUUGC